CAUGCGCACACACACAGACAUCCGACCUUUGGGAUUUCCCAGCACUUUUCUUGCAUGUGGCAUUAUAAUGGGCUCCUCCUUCCACAGACGUAAUAUGAUGAUCUGUCUUAAUAUUCUCCCGAAGCUUUUUACUCCAGAAGAAGAAAAAAGUCUCACUGAACACUUCUGAAGAAGCCACACUGAGAUAAUCUGAGCUUCCAAGAUAGAAGCAUGAGAAGAAAUUUACUCCACAGCAAAGGUGGUCCUCAUUUCCCAUAAUCUGCUAGUGGGAUUAAUUUAUAAACCAUGAAUGGAGUUGUGUUUAUAGAAUUCAGUGUGUGAUGAAAAAGCUUCAAAUCAAGCAUAUGAGAGACACUGUUCUCACAGAUUGGCCUUCUAUUGAUGGACAACGUCCAUCACAUUGUGGCCAAACCUUGGACUCAGCCAAGAACAUCCAUCCUUGCUCUGGAUAAGAACCACAGACGAAUCUGGCUCUAAAAGAACACUAUGACUCCUGCAGUGACAUCCAAACCUGGUGAAGAUGGAAACAUCUCUGCACUUUCUAUCCAAAGUACAACAUGCCAUGUGGAUUCUGAGUUCAGAUAUAUACUAUUCACUGUCUACUACAGCAUCAUCUUCAUUCUGGGCUUUGUAGCUAACACCUAUGUGCUGUGGCUCUUCAGUCGGGUUUAUGCUAUGAAGAAAUUAAAUGAAAUAAAAAUAUUCAUAGUUAACUUGACAAUUGCUGAUUUGCUUUUCCUGAUUACAUUGCCAAUGUGGAUUAUUUAUUACCACAACAAAGGGAACUGGAUCAUGCCCAGCUUUCUGUGUAAUGUGGCUGGCUACUUAUUCUUCGUGAAUACAUACUGCUCUGUGGCAUUCCUGGGAGUCAUAACUUACAAUCGUUACCAAGCCGUUACAAGGCCCAUUUCAACGGUUCAGUCCAGCACACGAAGAAGAGGAAUUUAUGUGACUUUAGCUAUCUGGGUCCUGAUAGGUGUUCCUUCCAUCUACUUUCUGGUUGAUAAUGGCACGACCCGUGAGGAGCAUCUGGUACGCUGUUUUGAGCGUUAUGAUACCACCAGUGAUACAACUCCUAUCCUUGCCUUCCAUGUGAUUAUUUGUAUUUGCUUCUUCAUUGCUUUCCUGCUUGUCUUGGUAUGCAAUGCUUUCAUUAUCCGGACACUGCUUUCCAAACCAGUGCAAACUCGGAGGAGCGCCCGUGUCAGGCAACGGGCUCUCUGGUUGGUAUGCACGGUUUUGACAGUCUUCAUCCUCUGUUUUGUGCCUCAUCACAUAGUGGACCUACCCUGGACUUUGAUGGUUCUAAACAAGUGGAAGAUAAGCUGCCAAAGCAAAAAACUGUUAAAUGAUGUCCACCAGGCAACCCUUGUUUUUCUGGGUGCCAACUGUGUCUUGGACCCUAUCAUUUAUUGCUUUCUCACAAAAAAGUUCAGGAAACAUCUUUCUGAAAAUUUGAAAAGCAUAAAAGACAGUCGAAAAUGUUCCAGGCAAACAACUGAGACUGGCGUGGAAGGGGUGGUACAAUUAGAAGAUUGUCUCUCUGCCUCCCCCAAAACUUAGAAGUAUUUUGGACUCAAGAUGGAUGGAGGCACUUCUGUAACAGCAAAAAAGGACCCAGAAACAUAUUUGGUUACGAUUUGUGUAUGUUACAGUACAAACAUAUACUGUAUGCAAAUUGGGAAAUACAGUAUGUCUCCUCACAGGCAGCAAAGAUUAUAAUCAGGUGAUUUCUGUGUCUAUUCAAUCUGCUGCCCAGAUGUUAACUGAAGAUGGUCAGCUUCUGGGUCUGACUGUUCAUUCUUAAGGAAUUGGACUGAACAACAUCUACACUGAUAGACCUUCUGACUGAAAACCCGAAAGUGGAAAGAAAGGAUAACUUUCCUACAGAACAGCAAAAUGUAUUUAUUGUCAGUGUCAAGAAAAAGCUGAUGACCAGCAAGAAUUAUUGACAAAUUAAUUUAGGACUGCAGCUCUU
Messenger RNA from Candoia aspera, 1978 nucleotides. RefSeq names its product platelet activating factor receptor (gene PTAFR). Gene Ontology annotation, cellular component: membrane. Lineage: Eukaryota; Metazoa; Chordata; Lepidosauria; Squamata; Candoiidae. The transcript has 3 exons. Gene Ontology annotation, biological process: chemotaxis; G protein-coupled receptor signaling pathway. Bases 487 to 1563 code for a protein of 358 amino acids. Gene Ontology annotation, molecular function: G protein-coupled purinergic nucleotide receptor activity; platelet activating factor receptor activity. The record is from RefSeq and is a predicted model, not a curated record.